Molecule: messenger RNA, 667 nt
Organism: Cylicostephanus goldi
Lineage: Eukaryota; Metazoa; Nematoda; Chromadorea; Rhabditida; Strongylidae
Source: the annotation of a GenBank genome assembly
AAGUCAAAUUUCUCAAAGCCUAGUUUAUACUAAAUCAUGGUAUCAAGAAACACUCCAUAUUUUCUACCAUAUUUAGCUUAUCACGAAAGCCAAGAAGAAACUGGCAGAAAGAGCAAAGAAGAUCGACCAAACUGCUGGAGAAUUGGAGGGUGUUCAAAAGAAUGCUGCCGAACUUAUGCAAGAACUCGAUGCUGCUCGUGAGUCAGAGCUUCUUUCAUCCGCGCUCAAGGUUGCGGAACCGGGAACGCAAGCUGAGAAGUUGAAAGUGCUGAAGGAAUCUCUGAAGAAUACUGGAAAACGAGUGGAUGACUUCGUUUCUGAUUGCAAAUUACUCAUCCGCACAGCCGGGGCCGAAGCUGAUACUACGGAAUUGGACAAAACCUUGCAAGAUGUUUGUGACAAAUGGUCGGAAGUGUCUACUUCCCUUGCUUCGAAAGAAAGAGAGGUGGAUGCGGCUGUGCAACAGCUUGGACGCUACGAAGAUGCCUACAAAGGACUUCUGAAUUGGCUGGAAGAAACAGAAGAGAUGAUGGAAAAUCAGAAACCUCCUGCCGCUGAUGCUAAGGUAGCCAAGGCUCAGAUGCAUGCUUAUGAUGUUCUCAUGAAGCACAUUGAAGAUAAAGAUUUGAGGUCAGAAGAAAUUUUUGAUGAAAGGUCGAUUAAUUGA